This is a messenger RNA of Daktulosphaira vitifoliae (grape phylloxera), 869 nucleotides long. RefSeq lists its product as uncharacterized. NCBI's taxonomy places the organism in Eukaryota, Metazoa, Arthropoda, Insecta, Hemiptera, Phylloxeridae. The record is from RefSeq and is a predicted model, not a curated record. The transcript has 11 exons. Bases 110 to 730 code for a protein of 206 amino acids.
UUAAAAACAACCAGCUAUUUUUUAUUUUAUUCAAUUAUGUUAUAUUCUACAGUUUAAAAACUAAAAUUGUACAUAGACUAUUGAAAUCCAAGACCAAAAAAUUCAUAACAUGAAUUCACCUACUAUAUUUAUGGCUAUAUUAGUGUUAGCUGUUGAUUUCUCCUUAGCAACGUCUAUUAUACAUUUUAUUUUGAUUAUAGAAGAAAAUUUAUUAAGUUGUGGUUUUUGUAAUUCUCAUUCAAAUUUAAAGCAAGUUUCUCCGUGUUCUCACGUAUAUUGUGGCCCCUGUAAAAGUAAACUUUUGGAUUGUUUGUUGUGUAAAAAAAAUAUAACAAUGGACAUAGUAAAAAAUUUACGCUGUUCAAUAUGUAAUAAUAAGUACGACAUAUUCAAGAAGUCCGAUAAAGUAUACUGUUCGAGGUGUAAUGAUUUAGGUAAUAUCCCACAAGAGAUUGAAGCUUCGUUAUCCAAACAAAUCUUAGUCCCACAAGAGAUUGAAGCUUCGUCAUUCAGUCAAAGUAAAGUCCCACAAGAAACCGAAGCUUCGUCGUCCAGACAAAAUGUUGUCCCCAAUGAAUUUAUAAAUUACAGUCCAGAUAAUGAAAUUAGAAAUCAAAGUACUAAUUAUCAUAAUCAAGAUAAUGAAGGCAACAGCACAUAUAAAAUAAAAGUCACACUUGAUAGUAACGGAAACCCAUUUUACGAUUUUUUGGAAGUAAACGAUGAUUAGUCAUAGAAAUAUUUGAAAACAAAAUAUAUGAGUACAAUAUUUGAAAACCUUAACAUCUAACUAAAAGUUUGAUACAAUUCAUGCGUUAAAUUACAUAAUUUCAUAUUAUAAAUAUAAAUAUAAUAUAUAAUAUAAAUUU